This is a messenger RNA of Colletes gigas, 2807 nucleotides long. RefSeq lists its product as uncharacterized. Gene Ontology annotation, molecular function: syntaxin binding; phosphatidylserine binding; clathrin binding. Lineage: Eukaryota; Metazoa; Arthropoda; Insecta; Hymenoptera; Colletidae. Gene Ontology annotation, cellular component: dense core granule; axon; synaptic vesicle membrane. Gene Ontology annotation, biological process: regulation of dopamine secretion; regulation of calcium ion-dependent exocytosis; synaptic vesicle endocytosis. The transcript has 5 exons. The record is from RefSeq and is a predicted model, not a curated record. Bases 538 to 1773 code for a protein of 411 amino acids.
CGUUCGGUGCUCGAGGUGCCUGUCGACGUCGACUUAACGUACGCCCGACCGCGCAUUGCGUUUGCAACACGCGCGUUUCCAAGUGCACGUUCGGGGGAAUUUUGGCGAGCCAGUCGUCGCUGGUAAGCCGGUCAGGAUGCGCAACAGGCCUGAGGAGAUCGCGACGGAAGCGCGUGCACAAGUUGGGCGCAAACGGUGAAAGACGUGGAGGAGGAUCGAAGCACGCCUGUAUCCCGCUACGUGUUUACGUCCGCCGCUUCUGUGGUCAUGGAGACGGUCGUCUGACGCGGCGAUCGAGGCUACUUCUAGGCCCGUAAACGCUCCUAGGCGUGUUCGAGCAUACACGAGUAACCAACCGACGCGACGUCUUGCCGGACCGCUCGCCUCCUUUCGGAUCUACGGCGCAGCCGGCCAAAAACGCCGCAAUUAUGCGAACAUCGGCAAAGAUAGCGAAUCGAUGAUAUCUCUGUUAUCCGAAUGAUCUGUUCGUAAUCGGAAAGCGAACAUCGACCAAUUUUUCGAAACGAGAACGCGAACAUGGCACUCGCAAGGAUCAAGAGUUUUAUCGACACGGGCCUAAAGACUGUGUCCACGCCGUUGGAUCGCACUGUGAAUCUGGAACCGGAAGUGGGCAUUAGAAUCAUUCAUUCGGUUAACGAGAAGGCUCUGCACGUAACUGUGCUCGGUGCCCGACACUUGCCACAGAAUUUUGGCUUCACCCGAGUCAACAGCUACGUCGUCAAGGUGAAGCUGAUACCCGGAAAGGACAAGUUUGAGACAACGACGAAGAACGAGUCUUGGCCGCAAUGGAACGAGGAAUUCACGUUUCCUCUGCAUAAAGAAACCAAGCUGAAAUUUGGCAAAACGAAGGUCGUCGAGGAGGAGAUCAAUGGGUCCAGAUUCGUUGUAGCUACUUUGUACGCGAUUCUCGAGGACAAGCCGUUAAUAGCGACCGACAAAAAGGAGGCGGAAAAGGACAAAACCUCGUCCCCUACAAAGGAAUCUCCGAAGAAAGCAAACAAGAAAAAGGAUAGUCAGGGAGGCUCUUCGGAGAGUCAGGAACCAACAAAGAGCAAGCUGUUCGGCCAAUUCUUUGGCAAAGGGUCCGACAAGCAGCCAGAAACUACGACGGUCACCGAGAGGAAAAUGUACGAUAAAAGACGCACCGUUGGCGCGACCACCAUUUCCCUGGACCCGAAAAACUUCACUUCAAAACCAGCCAAACCAAAACACUCGAGCGAUACAUCGACGGGAGAUAUGUGGAGACCGUUGAGACCGAUCGCCAGUGGCAUUUCCGGGGCCGAGGAGAGGAGGGAAAACAAGAAGGGUCAAUUGGAAUUGUCUCUGUGCCAAGAGAAGAACGACAAACGAGAAGAAGGCAGCGAACGAUUAAUUCUAUCUCUGCAUCGUCUGAGAUGUUCUUUGCAGACGAUGCACGAGCACGAGGCUCUCAAGGGACAAAUGUACGUCAAGAUGUCGGUGGUGGACAAUGGAAGGGUUACUCACUUUUGGAAGAGCAAUCGCUUCCAGCCGUGCGUGUCGAUGAAAUUUCCACCGGAUAUGGCGAGAGUCGUCGCGGACAAUCCAUACCAGGGAGCACUAAAAGACACGAGCUUCGUUAUUAAAUUCGUCUCCAAGAAUAAAAUGGGAAAAAAGACAACUGUUGGACAUUUUGUAAUCGGGCCGGACGUAGCAGGACCUUACGGUGAACACUGGAAACAGGCUAUAGCAAAACCGGGACAACAGAUAACGAAAUGGUUGGCAUUCGAAUGAGAUCAAGAACAGCGGAUAUAUCGAGAAACGAACCACCUCGAUUCGUUGCUUACUCGAGUUCUCGUCACCUGUGAGCCUAUUUUCGAUCCGUACGGCUAUUACGAAUAUUUUAGAGCAUAGUAUAUGACGGAAAGUAUAAAUAUUUGGUCGACAGUACCAUUCCAAAGAAUACUUAGCCGAACACCCACGAACACCAAGUACAUAUGCUGUUUGCAUAAAGCUGCUUUCGUACAAUUUAUAUUGCUCAGUUUUUCUUAUUCAAACUUCUCACUCUUCGUUUUUAUUUCUUUUUAAUGCAAGUUACACGCAUACGCAUUUCAUACAUUACAAUGUAUAUAUUAAAUAUAUAUCUACAAAUUUCAAUCGUCCUUGGUUCCGAGGCAAACGAAAAACAAACUAUCUGCCAAGAAUCUACAUAACACUAACCGUCCAGUAAAAUAUAAGUGCCUGUCAACAUGAAACAUGAGGGAUUUAGGGAAUGAUCCAAAAAUUACGUUUUUCUCAUUAGCGAAUUUGAUAUAUCGACCGAUCGAAAUAGAUAGACGACGUUUCGUGCUAGAUACAAUUCUGACGAGAUAAUUUCCAAUUGAAAAGUGAAGGCACGACUUACGGUAAAAAUGGAAUAGCAUUCUUUUUAUCCUUUUUCAGGAAAACGAAAUCAUUUUUCUUUUCGUAUUGACUGUAAGUAAAUAACUCUCGUAUGUAAGAGAAUUUACGAAAACAGUAAAAAAGUAUUUACUGCGCGAGCAGGAUUAAUUAAUAUUUUAAGUUACGAACACUUCCAACAUUCUUUCUGCACUAACAGCGAUCAAUUUUGCUCAUUAUUUUAAUUCAAGUUUUAUCGAAGCUUGUUCGAAAGUAUAUAUAUUAAUGUAUAUUACAAACUACUCUAAAAUAGACCAAUUACAAGUGCUCCACGAUCAAAAUGGAAUUUUGUAAAGAAUUAUUUAUACUAUUGUAAUUACAUGUGUAUUUUGCUAUAAAUGAUUAUACUAACAAAUAUUUGUAAAAUCAAAACGGUUACACCAAAAAAA